CAACCUAUCAAUCUCAGCUGUUCGGCAGGAAAAGAAAAACAAAGAAAAUACAAACGGAUUAUAAAUGUUUCUGUUCAUCAGCCGUCCCACGCGGACGCUGGGCAACCGGAUGCAGGCGGUUCGCGAGCGUCUGGGCGCGGAUUUAGCCGAACAACUGGACGCACUGCAUCGGAAUGUGAUGCGAACUGGCCUGGUGUCCACCAAGGAGUUAGAGGAGGCAUUCCGCAAGACGCGCGUCAGGGACCACAACCCGAACCGCUUGAAUCUGCUCUGGCUGCUUGGUAUUGUCUUCUUUAUUAUGGUGGCCACGCCGGUCUUCUACGAGACCAUCUCGUUCCUGCUCGGCGUGCGCUGCUUCCUGCCCAACAACUACCUGGUCUGGGAGGCCACGCGUCCCAUCAGCGACUGUGAGUUCUGCAAGGGCGUCCGGGCUCCUCUGAUCCUGGCCAAUCUCACCAUGGAGGAGUUUGCGCCGCACGCCUACUCCUCGCUGCCCAUCAUUGUAAAGCGGGCGGUGGCCCAUUGGCCAGCCCAAAAGGACCUUAGCUUUGCCUACAUUAAGGAUCUGUACGAGAGUGUCCCUGGAGCCAUGGAUACGGACUGUCAGUUCCUGCACUUCAACUCGGAUCUCAAGACGCUGAAGGAUGUGCUUGCCAUGUCUGCGGAGCGUUCGAAUCUGAGCCAGGGAGUGCCCUGGUUCGUUGGCUGGAGUGUCUGCCAACCGGCUGUCCUGGCGGAGCUGAGGAAGCUAUAUCCCCGCCCUCAUUUUCUUCCUGUCGAUGCCGAAAUGCCACACACGGAUUUCAUUUUGAUGGGCUACGAGCAGGGGGCUGUGAUGCAUCUGGACUACAUUCCCCGUCUGAUGUGGCAGGCCCAGCUGAAGGGCAACAAGAGCUGGUUUCUGGCCCCCGCCCCCGAAUGUGACCACCAGUGCCAGCCCUUCUCCUUCUACGUGGAGCCCGGCGAUGCUGUCCUGGUGGACACGCGCAAUUGGUACCAUGCCAAUACCAUCCCCAAGGGUCAGUUUUCGCUCACUGUUCAGUCGGAGUAUGGAUGAUUGUCCUGUUAAAAUCGGAGAUUAAUAAUUAAAACUGAUCUUAUAAGUUAAGCUUUAUAAUCCUAAGGAAGUAAUUGUUUACCAAAUAAGUUAUUUUUAAUACUGGUCUAGACUGUAUGUUUAUUAAGACCGCUUGUACGUUAACGUCAUUUUCUUAGCCAUACAUAUGAUAAGGAGUAAUUGCCACUCCAUAAUAAUCAACUUAUUAAGCGAUUUUAUUAUAUUAAGAAGCUUCAAAGUGAGAAUAUAACUCUAGAGAUUUCAA
This is a messenger RNA of Drosophila subpulchrella, 1322 nucleotides long. RefSeq lists its product as uncharacterized. The transcript has 3 exons. Bases 65 to 1057 code for a protein of 330 amino acids. Lineage: Eukaryota; Metazoa; Arthropoda; Insecta; Diptera; Drosophilidae. The record is from RefSeq and is a predicted model, not a curated record.